CUUGCCGUCUUCUUUGGGCGUAUCCCACGAAGCCGAAGGAGGCGAAGCCCCUCGUCUCGCCCGUCCGAUCCCUGCUUCCUUCGUUUUCAUCCGUCCAUCUCCCUUUCUAUCUUUAUUUUUCCUCGCUUCUUCCAUUAGAUUGCAAGUACAAAUCAAGAUCGAUAGCGAAUGGAGGCGUAGGAGACCUUUUCCCGUUUCUAAGACUGCGAGGAUUUCGAACGGCGGAAGGAGGAAAUAGUUAGGGUUUUGAUCUCGUUUUCUAUCGCCAGGUCCUUUUGGCCUGCGGCUUAGUCUAGGAUUUUGAGGUGCUGGAUCUUUGAAGUCUGAUGGAAAACGGGGCGAAUCGGUUGGAAGAGAUGAAGAUGGCUUUCGAGGAUGGGGCUUCGCCGCUCGAAUCGGUGGAUGGAGUUGGUGGCGGUUCCGCCGGGCCGAAGGAUGAAGCGAGGGAUUCUGAAGAAAACGAGAUUUUUGAGGAGGCCAUCGAGCCGCCACAACCGGAGCGUUCUGAUUCGCAAGAUUUUGCUGUAAAUGGAGGGGGGAUUGCGGAAGUACCUCGAUGCGGGAACGGGGAUGGGGUUGGGGGUCCUGACGAACAGGAAACGAUUGCUCCGGAGAAGUAUGAUGAAGCAGUGGAUAUGCAGGUGAAUGAUCGGAAUGCUGAUGAACAGGAAACGGUUGGUACCGAGAAUUUUGAUGGGUCGACAGAUGCUUUGCUCAAUGAUCAGAGUUCUGAGAAACAAGAAGCAAGUUUUUCUGAGAAGUUUGAUGAGUCAAUUGAUGUCCAAGUAAAUGAUCAGAGUCCUGAAGAGAAAGGGGCAACGGAGAUGGAAGCUUCUGCAGAGUCAGAUCAUUCUCUUCCUCUCAAACAAGUAGAAGAUAGGAAAGAAACCAUGCCUACUGAAUUGAAUGGUGUGGAAGCAGAUGGUGUGAUCAGUGAAAAGGUUGGAGAUGGGGUAGAAGUUUCUUCUAUUCCUGUGAAUGAUGGAGAAUUGAUUCUUGAGGAUAGCAAAGAAGAAUUUGUUGAUGAGAAUUCGAAUGAUGGGGAGCUUGAUGCGGUGAUAUCAGAUGGGCCGCAUUUAGCUGUUUAUGAAACGCCUGAAAAUGGAGGAUCACUCGAGGAGAUUUUGGAUAAGAACAGUGUGAGCUGCGGAACUGACUCAAAGGAACAUAUUCCACAUGAUGAUGGGGUUGAUCAGAUUCAGGAUGUUUCAGUCCGCUCAAGUACCUUUCCCCAUGAGCAGACUGUAAAUCAGCAGAGUGAAGAAGGUCCUUCUAAAAUGGAUAAUGGGUUUGUAGCUGAGGCACUUGCUUCUGUGGUAAAGGAAGAUGAAUCCACCAAUUCUCCUAUCACAGAUGGAAUUCGAGAGCACCCAAAGGAAGGCAGCGAACAGAGUCCUAGCUCUGACAGCAAGUCUGGGGUUAUCAAAGAUGUCGGAAAGCAAUCUGUAUUGGUAGAAGGUUUAGGUGACGCAGGUUCUACAGAUGAUGACAACAAGAAAAGUUAUAGUCAGCAAGCACCAUCCGUUAUUUCACAUUUUGAGAAUUCAGGUGGGACCUCUUUGCCAUCCCGUCCUGCUGGCCUUGGAUCUUCUGCUCCCUUACUGGAACCUUCUGCUCGCUCUCUUCAGCAACCCAGGGCAAAUGCAUCUGCUCCGCGAAGGCAAUCUCAGCAUUCUGAGGAGCCUGUUAAUGAUGAUGCAGAAGAGAAUGAUGAGACUCGUGAAAAGCUCCAGAUGAUCCGGGUUAAGUUCCUGCGUCUUGCUCACAGGCUUGGCCAAACACCACACAAUGUAGUUGUUGCACAAGUUCUAUACAGGCUUGGGCUAGCUGAGCAACUCAGAAGAAACACAAAUCGGCCUGGUGUAUUCAGCUUUGACCAAGCUAGUGUUAUGGCGGAGCAGCUUGAGGCAGCUGGACAGGAGCCCCUUGACUUCUCUUGUACAAUCAUGGUCAUAGGGAAGACGGGGGUGGGUAAGAGCGCUACCAUCAAUUCAAUUUUUGAUGCGGUUAAGUUGCAGACAGAUGCCUUCCAACCAGGUACUAAGAAAGUUCAGGAAAUAGAAGGGAUGGUUCAAGGAAUCAAGGUUAGGGUUAUUGAUACACCUGGACUUUCCUCUUCUUCUUCAGAUCAGCGUCGAAAUGAGAAUAUUCUCCACUCGGUGAAGAAGUUCAUCAGUAAGACUCCUCCAGAUAUUGUUCUUUACUUUGAUCGGUUGGAUAUGCAGAGCAGGGAUCAUGGGGAUGUACCACUCUUACGGACUAUAACUGACAUAUUUGGAGCAUCCAUUUGGUUCAAUGCUAUUGUUGUUCUAACUCAUGCUGCUUCUGCUCCACCUGAUGGCCCAAAUGGCAGUCCUUUGAGCUAUGAGAUGUUUGUGACACAGCGGUCCCAUGUAGUUCAGCAAGCAAUCCGACAAGCUGCCGGUGAUGUGCGGCUCAUGAACCCAGUUUCCUUGGUGGAAAACCACUCAGCAUGCAGGACGAAUAGGGCUGGCCAGAGGGUCUUGCCGAAUGGUCAAGUUUGGAAGCCACAACUAUUGUUACUUUCAUUUGCUUCAAAAAUUUUGGCAGAGGCAAACAUGCUUCUGAAGUUGCAGGACAGUCCACCUGGUAAACCUUUUGGAUCUCGUGCAAGAGCUCCUCCAUUGCCUUUCCUGCUGUCUUCUCUUCUCCAGUCAAGACCCGAACUAAAGUUGCCAGAGGAGCAGUUUGGUGGUGAUGAUACCUUGGGGGAGGAUUUAGAUGAGGAAUCUGACUCAGAUGACGAAACAGAUUAUGAUGAGUUGCCACCAUUCAAGCGGCUCACAAAAUCACAAUUGGCAAAACUGAGCAGAGCACAGAAGAAGGCAUAUUUUGAGGAGCUGGACUACAGAGAGAGGCUCUUCUAUAAAAAGCAGUUAAAAGAGGAGAAGAAGCUAAGGAAGCUAAGGAAGAAAAUGGCAGAGGCAGCUAAGGAUCUACCAAAUGAUUUUGACAAUGAGAACUUAGAAGAUGAAAGCAGUGGUCCCGCAUCUGUUCCUGUACCCAUGCCAGAUUUGGUGCUGCCUACUUCUUUUGAUUCUGAUAAUCCUAGCCACCGCUACCGUUUUCUUGAUUCUUCCAGCCAAUGGCUUGUCAGACCUGUGCUGGAAACUCAGGGUUGGGAUCAUGAUGUUGGUUACGAGGGUCUGAAUGUUGAAAGGUUAUUCAUAGUGAAAGAUAAGAUCCCAUUAUCCGUUUCUGGCCAGCUCACAAAGGAUAAGAAGGAAUGCACUCUUCAGAUGGAGCUGGCAAGUUCAAUUAAGCAUGGUGAAGGGAAAGCAACUUCAUUAGGCUUGGAUAUGCAGAGUGUUGGGAAGGAUAUGGCCUACACAUUACGUGGUGAAACAAGGAUUAAUAAUUUUAAACGAAACAACACAGCAGCUGGACUUUCAGUUACCCUCCUAGGGGAUACAAUGUCAGCUGGCCUGAAGAUUGAAGACAAACUGGUAAUUAACAAGCGGUUCAGAUUGCUCAUGAGUGGUGGUGCAAUGACUGGUCGAGGUGAUGUAGCUUAUGGAGGCCGUCUGGAGGCAACUUUAAGGGACAAAGACUAUCCGAUAGGACGGACUGUGUCCACUCUUGCACUCUCUGUUGUUGAUUGGCAUGGGGACCUGGCAAUUGGCUGCAAUGUUCAGUCUCAGAUUCCCAUAGGAAGAGGAACUAAUGUGAUUGGCCAUGCAAACCUGAGCAACAGGGGGACUGGGCAAAUUGGUAUCCGGUUGAAUAGCUCAGAACAGCUUCAGAUAGCACUGCUUGCACUUGUCCCCAUUUUCAGAAAUGUCAAGAGAAUGCUGUUUGGUUCUUCUCAGUCUAUGUAGCAGGUCAGCUAGGCUUGGUAACAUGAGAAGCUGCUGAACAGAACUUGCAAGAAAUGCCAAAAGAUUGGCUAUGUGCUUUUGGCAUGAACUGUGAGUAAAACCUAGCUUCUGUGUGGCACUUUUACUUUUCUUUAUGCUUUUAAAAGGGUAUAACAGUCUGUUAGAUGACUUAGUGGUUCUCUAUUUCAUCAGAGCUUACUUAGGAGAAACUGCUUGAUUUUCGCUUCGUGCCUUUGAGGGCAAAUUCUCUUGAAACAAUGCACUGGAAUGAUAAAUGAUAAGCUUUAGUGUUUGAUUCUCUGAAUUA
Messenger RNA from Phoenix dactylifera (date palm), 4146 nucleotides. It is a transcript of the gene TOC120, whose product is annotated as translocon outer complex protein 120. Gene Ontology annotation, cellular component: chloroplast outer membrane. The record is from RefSeq and is a predicted model, not a curated record. Lineage: Eukaryota; Viridiplantae; Streptophyta; Magnoliopsida; Arecales; Arecaceae. Gene Ontology annotation, molecular function: GTP binding; GTPase activity. Gene Ontology annotation, biological process: protein targeting to chloroplast.